AUAGCCGGAAGCUAAAACCUCGCCGUUAAACCCCCGGGGAAAAACCUCCGGUCUUCUUCAUGCUGUCUACCGCCGGACGAGUUCGGAGCGCCUACCCGUGCCUGGAACACCUCUUUCUCCAUUUCCGGUCCGUUAAGACCGAUGCCGGUUCUUCCUCCUCCCGGCGAAGGCGAUCCAAGCUGUCGCCGUCGACGUUGCUCAAGAAGGUGGAGGAAAAAUCGGAGUGGUGGGUGGUGGACGGAGAAAUGCACGAGAUUGGCGAAAACGUGCCUCUAAGAGAACGCUUCGUAAUCCCCAGAGAGAACAUCCCUAACCGCCGCCGUAAGCAGCUCCGCGAACAGUUCAUGCGCCGUACUCGCCUCGUCCUCAAAGAAUCCGAGCAUGAACCGUGGUGCAAAAGGUAUAUGGAGCUAUAUAAUGAGAUGAGAGAAAACUGGGAGAGGCUGUAUUGGGAUGAAGGUUACUCCAAGAAACUUGCUCAAGAUCAUGCAAACUAUGAAUCUGCUGAAGAUGAUGAAGAAGACUUUUCUCCUUAUAGGAGAAGCAAAUCUUACGCCGAACAAAUAAAGGAUCAGGGUUUGGUAAGAAAUAGGCAAGAUGAUCACUGGGAUAAGGUUAGCUUAAUCCGCGACAAGUUUGAGUAUGACAGAGAAAGAAGGAUGAGAGAAAGAGCGUUUGCUCCAAUGAAUGAAGCAAACGAUGUUCGCAUGGAUCAUCCAGCUUCCAGGAACGAGCCUUUUGACGCCAGGAGAUACAUCUCUGACAGCGAGAGCGACUAACUGAGGAUCAUCAGUAUUUCAGGUGAGAAACCUGAGUAGUUUUAAACCGGGGAUGAAAGAAUCCCAGUUUCGACAGAUAAGAGGACAAGCAUGAUAUCAAAUUUAGGAGAUACUUGCACAGGCGCACAUUCUCAUUACUUUCGAAUCAGAGACCUCCAAACUUUCACUCCCUCAUCGUCGAUGAAAGUGGGAUGGAGGACGUAGUAUUGUUAGUUUUCGUGUUAUGUCACGAUGCUCUGUUGAUUUUUCUUUGACAUCAAGAUGGUGGCUUUCGAGCAUGGUUUUGCUGCUUCAGUGAUACUAUCCAUCAACAAUGAACUCCCCAUUGUGUUUGUGAUGUCUUGUAAGAAGAUGACUAGAGAUUCUGAAACUUGGGAAUGGCUUUAUGUGAAUUUUGUAUCAGAAGCCUAUGGUGAAAUAGGCAGUUUACUCAUCCAAGCAAAUUUCUAUAUUGUUGAACAGCAACUCUCUAUAAUUUUGGAAUUCAUUCUACUCGAGUAGUC
Messenger RNA from Ipomoea triloba (trilobed morning glory), 1282 nucleotides. RefSeq lists its product as uncharacterized. The record is from RefSeq and is a predicted model, not a curated record. The transcript has 5 exons. Bases 60 to 779 code for a protein of 239 amino acids. Lineage: Eukaryota; Viridiplantae; Streptophyta; Magnoliopsida; Solanales; Convolvulaceae.